UACGUCCUGUCUGUCCUGAAAUUUACCUACCCUACCCUUUUUCAAGGGUGGCAGACAUUAGUGGGCGGACUUCUGCUUCAUGUCUCCUGGAAGCUGGGCUGGGUGGAGAUAAACUUGUGUUCAAGGUCUGAAAUCUUGUCAUGGCUUCCUGCUUCAGUACUGUUUGUUGGCGUUAUUUAUGCUGGCUCUAGGGCACUGUCUAGAUUGCCAAUCCCGGUGUUUCUCACCGUGCACAACGCAGCAGAAGUUAUAACCUGUGGGUUCCAGAAGUUCGUGCAGAAAGAGCAGACCUCUCAUCUGAAAGUCUGUAGUGUGCUGUUCCUCCUGGUAGCAGCAGUGUGCCUACCUUUAUGUGACACACAGUUUGAUCCAAACGGUUACUUAUGGGCUCUAAUUCACCUGAUCUGUGUGGGGGCUUACAAAGUAUUUCAGAAGUUAUGGAAACCUAGCUCUUUAAGUGAUCUGGACCAACAGUACAUCAACUACAUAUUCAGUGUGGUGCUUUUGGCUUCUGCAUCCCAUCCAGCAGGUGAUCUCUUCAGUGCCUUGGACUUUCCAUUCCUGUACUUCUACAGGUUUCAUAGCAGCUGCUGUGCCAGUGGACUGUUGGGAUUCUUUCUGAUGUUGCACACAGUGAAGCUAAAAAGCAGCACAACCUCAGGGCAAUAUGCAGCAUGGAGUUUCCUUGCAAAGGCACUGCAAUACAGGGAAGACAUUGAUAAACUGGAGCAAGUUCGGCAGAUGGCUGCCAAGAAAGUCAGGGAGCUGGAGCACUUGCGGCUGCCGGACCAGGCUUGUUCAGCCUGGAAGAGAGACAGCUUUGGGAGCACCUAA
Messenger RNA from Phaethon lepturus (White-tailed tropicbird), 834 nucleotides. RefSeq names its product transmembrane protein 241 (gene SLC35D4). Lineage: Eukaryota; Metazoa; Chordata; Aves; Phaethontiformes; Phaethontidae. The record is from RefSeq and is a predicted model, not a curated record. The annotation marks the transcript as partial. Gene Ontology annotation, molecular function: antiporter activity. Gene Ontology annotation, cellular component: Golgi apparatus. The transcript is spliced from 13 exons.